UAAAUUCGAAAUACGUAUGUUCGAAUACACGUUUCCCGUUUCCGUCGUUGUAUGUCAUGCGCAGUCGACUCCAAAACGGAUAUCAUAAAUUACCAUUCAUAAACGCUAGCCACGCCGUUGAUAACGUUAUGAGCUGCAUUUUCCAUCAGAGAUUCGAAAAAGCCUGAAGGAGAACCUGUAUAAGGGUUUGAAAACGUUAGUUUUGGUUCGUUUUUGGUUUGUUACGACGUAGUUUGUUGCACCGAUAACAGGUUAGAAAGAGAAUUCUAUUAUUCUCCGGUGUGGUGGUAAAGAAGUUUACUACAAUGGCGAGCUGUAUGAGUGGUGUAGAAGGAAACCCCGUGAAGCAACUGCGUUUUAGUUCUGUGCAAGACCUGUCUCAUGGACAUUUUGAUGUUUAUUUGCCUUAUGAAGAUGAAUUGUCAACAUCCAUUUUUAAUUUGGUUAACUCUGAUAGAAUACCCAGCUUUGAGAAAUGUACUAAAAAACGUUGUGCUAGAUUUACGAACACAAUUAGAAAAAAAAAGCUCUUACAAGCUGCUACUAAAUACCAACAAAAAAAUCCAGAAGUUAACAGAACAGCAGCAGCUAAAUACAAAAAAAAUAAUCCCAAGGUUCAUAGAGUAGCAGCAGCCCAUUACCAGCAAAAUCAUCCAGAGGUUCAUAGAGUAUCAGCAGCUCAUUACCAAAAAAAUUAUCCAGAGAUUCACAGAGCAGUCGUUUGUAGAUAUGAGCAUAAAAAUCGAGGAAAACGAAUGGAAAGGCGAUUGCUUCCAUGGAAGAUUAAAACUUUUUCCGGGAUGAAAUAUGACCCAAAGAUAGCUUAUGAAACCGAUAAAUUAUUAUCCCUGGGCACUAUGAGUCAUAAAUGCUUACACUGUAACGCCCUCAAGUUUAAAAAAGAAGCACCUGGUAUGUGCUGUAGUGCCGGUAAAGUGCAGCUUCCAGCUUUUUUGCCUCUAUCUAAGCCGCUCAAUAGUUUACUCAUGGGCCCGAAUCCUGAGCACAUUCAUUUUAUGGACCGCAUUAGGAAAUAUGCUUGCUUCCAAAUGACGUCUUUUGGAGUGAAACAAGUUAUAGAAGACGGAUUUAUGCCUACUUUCAAAGUGCAGGGUCAGGUAUAUCACUUAAUUGGUAGUCUGCAACCUUUACCUCAAAAAACCCCUCAAUUCUUACAAAUUUAUUUUGUUGGAGAGGAUGAGAGAGAGGCAAAUUUAAGAUGCAGCAUCUUCCCUGAUGUGAAAAAGAGUCUGAUAAAACAAUUACAGGCGAUGUUGCACUACUAUAACCCAUACUUAAAAGAUUUAAAAACUGCUCUUGAAAAAGUACCUCACAAUUUUAAAAACUUAGAAGUUGUAAUUCACGCUGAUAGGAAACCAGCCAAUGCUCAUAGAGGAUGUUUUAAUGCACUGAUGGCAAUUGAAGUAGUCUGGUCAUAGUUGGACAGCAGUUUGAAAAAUGAGAUAUUGUAUUAC
Messenger RNA from Centruroides sculpturatus (bark scorpion), 1475 nucleotides. RefSeq lists its product as uncharacterized. NCBI's taxonomy places the organism in Eukaryota, Metazoa, Arthropoda, Arachnida, Scorpiones, Buthidae. Bases 306 to 1439 code for a protein of 377 amino acids. The record is from RefSeq and is a predicted model, not a curated record. The transcript has a single exon.